AUGAGCAAGCGCCGGCGGGGCUACCCCUCCGAAACGCAGGUGAAAGCCGGCGUCCGCGUCGUUCACGGCGACAAGCUGCUGGAAGAAAAGCUCGGCCGCAACGAUCUCUGCCCCUGCGGUAGUCGCAAACGCUUCAAGCGCACCGAUGACGACAAACAUAUGGGCGAAAGGGAAUCCGUCGCAUUCCUGGCAGAUGAAUCGCUAAUCGUCGAAGAAAAGCUCGACGGCACGAAUGUCGGCAUCCAUUUCGCCGAUGGCAAGCUGGUUCUGCAGUGUCGCGGCCACCUCAUCACCGAAGGGAUGCAUCCCCAGUACGAUCUAUUCAAACAAUGGACGGUUGUAAAGCUAGGCGUGCUCGAAGCGAUACUUGGUGAACAAUACAUCCUGUUCGGUGAAUGGGUUUACGCGAAACACUCGGUGCACUACAGGCAGCUACCCCACUACUUUUUUGAGUUUGACAUCUAUGACAAGCAGCAACAGUCCUUCAUCAGCCUAGAGCGUCGUGUCAACCUACUCGACGGAAGCGGCGUGCAGACCGUACCGGUGGUGCAUCAAGGACCACUCUCGCGUGACAAUCUCGAAUCGCUUAUCGGUCCAUCGGAAUUCGAUAGCCAAUUCGACAACCCGCUGACCGGAAAAAUCGAUAACCUCAUGGAGGGUCUUUACCUGCGUACCGAAGCGGAUGGCGUAGUGACCAAUCGCUCGAAGUUUGUACGACCUGAGUUCGUUGAAAAAAUCAAGCAGAGCACUCACUGGCAACAUAAAAAGAUGGAGCCAAACCUGCUCGCAGACGACAACGCGACUAGCAAUCAACUCAUUGACUGGGCCGAACGGCAACCCUGGGCCCAAGCGAUGAAGCAAUGCACCCAGGACACCGGCUGGCAUGCAGAGGGGGACGUUUGGACGCACACGAAGAUGGUUCUCGCGAAAGUCGAGCAACUUGAUGAGUGGAGCGACUUGUCGCUGCGUGAACAGACCAUUCUGCGGUUCACUGCGUUGCUACAUGAUUCAGCCAAGCCGCUAACCACACAAAUCGAUCCUGCGACUGGCCGCACGACCUCGCCAAAGCACUCUGUCAAAGGCGAGCAACUCGCCCGCAGUGUGCUUCGGGACCUCAGCUGCGAGUUAUCGCUUCGUGAAGAGAUUGCCAGAAUGGUUCGCUAUCACGGGCGGCCUGCGUUUCUGCUUGAACUACAUGAACCCACACACGAGGUGGCGCGCGUGUCGUGGUAUGUUUCCAACAAAUUGCUGCACCUGUUCGCAGUGGCCGACACACGUGGACGCACCACUGCAGAGAGAACGCGACCCGAGGAGAAUGUUCAUCUCUGGAAGAUGAUGGCAGAGGAGCAAGGCUGCCUCGACCGGCCUUAUCCUUUCGGCAAUGAUCACGCCCGGUUCUUGUUCUUCCGCCAACAAGAACCGAAUUUGCAUUACAUCCCGCACGAAGACUUCUCGUGUACCGUGACGAUGAUGUCUGGCUUACCAGGCAGUGGUAAAGACUUAUGGCUGUCGCGUCACAUGCCAGAUACCCCGGUCGUGUCGAUCGACGACCUUCGGGACGACAUGGGGGUCGCACCCACGGAGAACCAAGGAAAGGUCGUACAAGCCGCUCGCGAGCGAUGUCGGGAUCUGCUGAGGUCGAAGACAUCAUUUGCAUUCAACGCAACGAAUGUCGUCCGUCAGACGCGGCAACGGUGGACAGACCUAUUCUCCGACUACCACGCCCGUAUCCAGUUGGUCUACAUCGAGCCGCCACUAGAAAAGAUCCUGAGCCAGAACUCCGGUCGCUCUAACCCGGUCCCAGAGGCGGUCAUCCUUCGCCUCGCGGAGAAAACUGAAGUGCCAACUUGGGCCGAGUGCCACGAUUUGAAGGUAAUCAGCAGUGCCAGCGACGGCUGA
Molecule: messenger RNA, 1899 nt
Organism: Cladocopium goreaui
Lineage: Eukaryota; Dinophyceae; Suessiales; Symbiodiniaceae
Source: the annotation of a GenBank genome assembly